UCUUUUUUCCAAAGUAAAAUUCGUUCUUUUCUUUAUCUCUGUAACUGUAGACGUCUGUCGGAAGAUUCUUUCCGGUUUCCAUUCCUUUUGUUCGAUACCUUAAGCUCGCGCGUGCGGUUUUAGGGUUUGCUGGACCUUUCGAAAUCUCUCGCAGGUUGCUGUGUUUGGACUUGGGACAAACUUGGAGAUUAACACAAAUCAUCACUUGAGUUUUCUGAAGCUGAUGAGUAUGAGCAUAUAGUCUUCUUGUAAUGUCUAUAACAUGCAGACAGAGUUACAGGUCUCUUUGGACUCUGAGUCACGCCUUCAUCCAGAGAAUAUCUCCUUUCAGGAUGGGGAUCCUGAUUUAACCUUAUCCACCACAGAUGAUGUUCUGGCAAAGAAGCCUGCAAAAAGACCAACACGGCAAUGGGCUGCCUGGACACGUCAAGAGGAGGAAAGUUUCUUUACUGCAUUACGACAAGUCGGCAAGAAUUUUGAGAAGAUCACUCGCCGUGUCCAAAGUAAAAACAAAGAUCAGGUUAGGCAUUAUUACUAUCGACUUGUGAGACGUAUGAACAAGUUGCUUGGUCCAGGGCUGUGUUUGGAUGCCAAGAACUCUAAAGAUACUAAUGCUGCAAUGCUUCGAUGGUGGUCCUUACUAGAAAAGUAUAGCUGCAAAGCCUCCAAGCUUCACUUGAAGCCUCGAAGAUUUAAGAUAUUUAUAGAAGCCUUGGAGCACCAACUCUUGAAAGACCGGAGGAAGAAUGUAAGGAAGCGACCUUCCCAAGGGGAGAACUGUUUGCCUCCUACUCCAAGCACUUUAUCAAACCAAAAUAGAGCAUCAGGACAAGAUGCUCGCACAGUUAAACUUGUUCUUGUAGAUAGUCAAAACAUUCAAAAAUUAGGAUCUGGAAAAACAUUGAAGCGCAAUACGAAUGUGGGUGUUAACCAAGUAACAACAGAGGGGAGUUCCACGAUGAAACCCGCCAGGCAACGACGGAAACCUGGUGUUAUCUCAUCAGCUGCAUAUAAAAAAUGGGAAAAGGCUGCAAUUGCUGGGGUUUCUUUAGUUGCUGAUGCUGCUGAGCAUUUGGAACGGGCCGCUACUGAUAAAGAGGUUGAUCACGAGCCAAGUGUUGCAGGCCAAAAGGAUUCUGAUCCCAUUGGCAAAGUUGUGUCUCCUCUGGCUACUUUUUCGCACAAUCUUUUUGUUGAGAACAAUAUGCUCACUUCUAUGAAACUCAAGCUCCAGUUAUUUCCAAUUGAUGAUAUUACUCGGAGAGCCUUGGAAAUGGAUAAGCAUAAUCCGUUCCUGGAGCUCACUCUUAGUACCCGGAAGAAGAUAUCUUCAGUUUUAGAACAUCUAAAUCGCAAAUGGGGCAGUUCAAGUGUGGCAUCUGGAGAGCUAAUGCUUUUCCCUUAUAGUGCUCAAGGGGAAAACCUGGUGGGUUGUCAGAGUUGGACACAGGAUUCUGUUGUCAGUGCUGCUGAUGUAUAUGGAAUGCUAGGAAGGCCUCCAGUUUUCCGUUUAAAGUAUGGUUGGUUUUCCAAUACCGAGCCUGGUUCUGCUGCAUUGCAAGCUCCUUCAGCAUCAUGCUGCAUUCUCAGUGAACAUAACAUGAACGAUGACAAUAUAAAGGAGAAGAUCACAGGUUCAGCACCCAUCUCCAUGCCAUCUACUAAUGUUCAAUCUGUGGAUCUCUAUGAGGAUCAACAAACCUCAGGGAACAAGAACCAUGUUCUCCCUCAUGCUUCAACUGAUGUGCCCAGUGAGAUGAAUAAGUACACUUGCAAGGGUCCAAACCAUAACCUUGUGGAGUCUGAUCGUGCAACUAAUAUAUCUUGGCACAGAAAGGAGGCGGCUGGGGAUGGGACUAUCAUGAGACAAUCAGAACAUGUGGAUGACCCGAGAUUAAGCGCUGGGACUGCACUAUCAGCUGGGGAGUGGGCUGAUACCCUUACCAACAUAAGCAUUGGAGAUCUACUUUUAGGAGUUUCUCACGAUAUUGAUGCUAAUUGCAUUGACCAACCUGUUGCUGAAAGCUCUCAGUGCCUUCAGCAGAUUCCAUUCAGUUGUGAUUCAUUUGAUGCUGCUAUCGCUGCUCACAUAUCUAAGCAUCAGGACAAGAUAGGAUAUCAACCAACUCUGUCAUCCCAUGCAUGUUCCAUCUGGGAUGCUGAAGAAACAUGUGAUGCCUUCGCAUUUAAAAAGAACCCUGUUCUGUGUCAGGAGGAUCCAAGUUUAUCCAGAGUUACUUCUCCAGGGGCCUGCAAACAGACUGCCAGAACAAGCUUGGAGGGCACUGGUUGUUUGGUUGAGGAGUUACCUGAAGUAGAGAAACCUGUGGAAAACUCUGCACAAGGAGACCCCGAGGAUGAGUCUGAGUCUGAUCCACACAUUCUGGACAAUUCGGCAAAGGAUUUCAGCACACUAGCAGAUAUAUAUUGGCCUGAUUCUUUAGGACCGCUGGAUCUGGAUAUACCAUCUUCUAAAUACCAUAAUGAAGAUUUGAUUCUAAGUGAUAGCCUCAGCGGCUUGAACCGUCUCAUAGCCAGCAGCCUGGAUGCAUUCCAAAAUUGCUCAUUUUUUGGGUUGGAGAAGAAAGAAUCAGCAGCGGCGGAAGCCCGAGAAGCUGCCUCCUCCUUUUCAAAUUUUAAGAUUGGCAGUGGGGUUUGAGCUUUUUUAUGUUUGGAGUUUAGUGAGGAUAAUCAUUUUCCAUGUCCCUGACUUGAGAGGUGCAGGUGGAAGGGGCUGUGUACAAUUCCGGUGUUGUGGGUGAAGUUUAUCAGAGAGUCUUCCCCAAUUGUACAAAAUUAGACAUGGAAUAACUUCCUUCAUACAGUUCUGUAAUUCCAACGUAUAUCUUUUUGUUAUCUGGCUGUAUAUUAUAUUUUCAUAGAUGAUGUGAGAAAAUGUACAAUCCCAAUAGACAAGAAGAACAAAAUCAUCUGAUCUGACCUCCUGAUAUGUUUGAUA
Molecule: messenger RNA, 2959 nt
Organism: Corylus avellana
Lineage: Eukaryota; Viridiplantae; Streptophyta; Magnoliopsida; Fagales; Betulaceae
Source: RefSeq, a predicted model, not a curated record